AUGUUGGCGAAAUCGUUCUUCUCGGCAGUUGCUGCCUUGGCCAGCCUUCCACUAGCCCUGACCUUUAACAAUCCGGCUGGAGUAGACAUCUGGUGUGGGAAGGCAUAUCGUGCUAGCAAUGAAUCUUUCAACCCAGGCGGGUGGUUUGAAGAACCCUCGCAGUCCUCAACACCGCUGCUGGAUCUCAAAGUUAAACCGCGGAUGAGUAUUUAUCUUGGUAGCGACUAUGAUGGAAGCCUCUUGGUAGAUGCAGCCGUAUCGUAUCUUACUGGUGAAAAAUUGCCGUCUACUAAAUCAAGUGUCGAUUCGCUAGUACAUCGGUCAUAUUUAUCCAUCAAAGUCACUUCGGAUGGAAAGCCGAUUUUCCUGGGGAAAAAAGAGCAGCAAAUAUCGUUGGACACACGCGAUAAUGAGAUCGAUAUUAGUCUGGAACAGUUCCCACCCCGUCUGACUCCUUAUAACAUCACCCUCAUCGCGACUUUGGGCCAUGGAAAUAAGAAAACAACAUUUGUUGCGACAACAGAGUUGUAUAGACUUCCGCAACGCACAGAUGGCGGAAGUUCCACAAGACUUGAUCAUCUCUAUGGUGGGUUGGCUGUUGUCAAAGGCGAGGAGACUGAAUGGACGCCGAUUUUCCCAUAUACAUAUUACGUCCAAUGGUCUCUCUACUGGUAUGCAAAUGUAUCCACGUUGGAUGAAUUUGCUUCUCGAGGAUAUAAUGUCAUCCAUAUCGUCCCGACUGGUGACCUUGGUGAUACCCCGUUCCCUUGGGACGAAUUUGAGCCCUAUCUGCAACGUGCCGAUGAGCUCGGGUUAUACUUCCAAUAUGACGUGCGCUGGGACUAUACAAAUCUGACCACGAUGAUCGACCAAGUCACCCGCCUACGCUCACACCCAUCCAUUCUGCUUUGGUAUACCGGUGACGAGCCCGAUGGGAAAAGUAACCCAAUCAACUCAACCGGAAUCGCAUACGAUACCAUCCGCUCACUCGACCUGUAUCAUCCUGUGUCGUUGGCACUGAACUGCUACGAUUUCUAUUACGAGGAUUACGCCUCUGGCGCCGACAUCAUCUUGUCAGAUGUCUAUCCGAUCUCAGCCAACACUAGCUGGUCCACCGUCUACGACACACCUUGCAACACGACGUACGGGUGCUGCGGAUGUGACGACUGCAAUGGUCGUUUCGAAGAUCUCUCCGACCGACUCGACAACUUUGCGCAUUUCGACGAGAUCAUCGGAUGGCCCAAAACCCACUGGGGUGCGCCACAGGCCUUUGGCAACGAGACGUUUUGGACGCGCUACCCAACUGCAGAUGAGGAAGUUGUCAUGACUAUGCUCAGUAUUAACCACGCUGCAAAGGGGAUUGUCAUGUGGGAUUUCCCGACAUCAGCGGAUAUUCUUGGUGCAACUGAUGCGCUGGCGGCUGUUCUGACGAGUGAACGUGUGGCGAGUUUCUUAGUUGGUACACCAAUUGUGCAACAGUUGACGGUGACUGGUGGAGAGAGGGUGGAUGCUGCGGCAUGGGUGAUGGGAGAUCAGAUGUUGAUUAGCAUUAUCAACCUGAAUUAUGGAAGUAUCCCUGGAGCAGUCAGUGUUGGUUUGCCUGAGAAGAGAUCAGUGAAGUCGAUGGCAAGCACGCUCUGGGGUGAAACGGGUUGGAAGGGUGUUGGGGAGUCCUUGAAGACUACCGACCUUGCAGGACUGGCCGUAUCAAUUCUAGUGGUAGGUUUGAAGUAG
Molecule: messenger RNA, 1734 nt
Organism: Talaromyces rugulosus
Lineage: Eukaryota; Fungi; Ascomycota; Eurotiomycetes; Eurotiales; Trichocomaceae
Exons: 3
Coding region: 1-1734 (577 amino acids)
Source: RefSeq, a predicted model, not a curated record